AUCACCUCCUGAUGUUGCCUUUUCUAGAAGACGCAGGACCAUGAGAGGAAGAUGCCUGUAGACACCCUGAUCACCUCAGAGAACGACACUGAUAUUGAAUUGGAUUUUGCAGGUGAUGAAGAUUUUCAAGAAAAUCAUGAGAGGCAAAAACACAAAGGGAAGAGAAGAAAUGGUGACAGACCAAAAAGCAAGAGGGAAAAUCAGAGAAGAAAAAGAUCAUCCAAGUCAGUGCAAGGAAUAAGAGAGGAAUCUCAAUCCACGACAGAGAGAAGAGAGAGGCGUAGGAGGCGAAGAGGAAAAGCUGAACAUGAAACAAGCGGACAUGAGGGGAACGAAGGUGAGCGGGAUCAAACCAGGGCCAAGACAACAAAAUCAAAGAAGAACAUCAAAAAUGAGAAAACCAGAAAGCUGGAGGGGAAGGAGGAUGGAGAAGCUCAGGAAAGAAGUGAAAAGGGAAAACUGAAACCUGUGUGUGCCAAAAAUGAGGAGAAAAUAGAAAGUGGAGAUCAACUUAAGGAAAAAGAAAAAGCACUUGGAGUGAAGAAGAAGAAAAAGCGCAAAAAAGUUGUUGAAACGAGGUAAUGCUUCAUGUGAUGUGAUAGUUCCUGCUUCUAAACGAAAAUGUCUCGUCACUCAUUAACAGAGUCUUCUGAAAUGAUUUAGUUCAGAGCC
Xiphophorus hellerii (green swordtail) is the source of this 672-nucleotide messenger RNA. RefSeq names its product transmembrane channel-like protein 1. The transcript is spliced from 3 exons. The record is from RefSeq and is a predicted model, not a curated record. Lineage: Eukaryota; Metazoa; Chordata; Actinopteri; Cyprinodontiformes; Poeciliidae. The coding region runs from base 52 to 582 and encodes 176 amino acids.